UCCAGACACUGCCGACCGGACCAGUUUGGAAUAUACUCCCCGUUUACAACUCUCCAUCUGUUCUCCACCUGCUUCAACUGCACCUGAGUUUGCUUUGAGCGCAUUUUAAAACCAGAAACACUCUCAAACGGCUUCCUUUUUUUUUUCCCUUUUUUGUUUGACAUUUCUUUAAUGAAUUUGGCUGUAGUCUGUCCCAAAACUCGUAGAUGCCCAUUCUCCCAAAUGCUUUGCCUGCCAGUCUCGCUUUGCAUGUGGGUAUAGCCGGUGGUUCCAGCCUGCGUCCAGGUGGUUUUACGGGAAAAGGUUGCACAGGGAAUAUUUUAUUUUUCAUUUAGAUAAAGAAAUCCCUCUUUAUCUUUUGGAAGCGCGACCACUAUUUCUUUAUUUUUUCACAAUGGCUGAUGCUAACGCGGAAUGCAAUAUCAAGGUGUUGUGUCGAUUUCGUCCUCUGAACAAGUCCGAAAUUAUCCGCGGAGAUAAGUUCAUCCCAUUAUUUCAAAGAGAAGACACUGUCAUCCUCGGGGGGAAGUCGUACGUAUUUGACCAGGUUCUCCCCACUAACACCACUCAGGAACAGGUCUACAACGCCUGCGCCAAGCAGAUUGUCAAAGAUGUACUGGGUGGAUACAAUGGGACUAUCUUUGCCUAUGGGCAGACCUCCUCUGGAAAAACACACACCAUGGAGGGGAACCUUCAUGAUCCCGAGGGAAUGGGUAUCAUUCCCCGGAUCUCAGAAGACAUUUUUGAACAUAUAUUUGCCAUGGAUGAGAACCUAGAAUUCCACAUAAAGGUCUCCUACUUCGAGAUCUACAUGGAUAAAAUCCGGGACCUGCUGGAUGUUACAAAAACCAACCUGUCAGUGCAUGAAGACAAAUACAGAGUUCCUUAUGUGAAGGGCUGCACAGAGCGCUUUGUCACAAGCCCUGAGGAAGUGAUGGAUGUGAUAGAUGAAGGGAAGGCCAGCCGUCACGUUGCUGUCACCAACAUGAAUGAGCACAGUUCCCGCAGUCACAGCAUCUUCCUGAUUAACAUCAAACAAGAAAACGUGGAGACGGAGCAGAAACUGAGUGGGAAGCUGUACCUUGUUGACCUAGCUGGUAGUGAGAAGGUCAGUAAGACAGGUGCAGAGGGAGCAGUGCUGGAUGAGGCCAAGAACAUCAACAAGUCUCUGUCGGCCCUGGGGAAUGUCAUAUCAGCCUUGGCCGAAGGAACGAAAUCCCACGUGCCUUACCGUGACAGCAAAAUGACUCGCAUCUUACAAGACUCGCUGGGCGGGAACUGUCGCACCACCAUGUUCAUCUGUUGCUCUCCCUCCAGUUACAAUGAAGCAGAGACCAAAUCCACCUUGAUGUUUGGCCAACGAGCCAAGACCAUUAGAAAUACUGUAUCAGUGAACCUGGAGCUCACAGCAGAGCAGUGGAAGAAGAAGUACGAAAAGGAGAAGGAGAAGAACAGGUCAAUGAAGGAGACUGUUCAAAGACUGGAGGCUGAGCUCAACCGCUGGAGGAACGGUGAGGAUGUUGUGUUAGAGCAUCUGAGCCCGGGAUUGGAGGAAGUCCCCCUGGCGCCGCCCGAAUCUGAGGUGCCAAUUCUUGACAUCUGCAGCCCCUGCAGCCCUUGUUCCCUUGCCUCCUCCAUUGUGGUUCACAUCUCUGAGGAGGAGCGACAGAAGUAUGAGGAGGAGAUCCGCAAGCUUUAUAAACAACUGGAUGAUAAGGAUGAUGAGAUCAACCACCAGAGCCAGAUGGUUGAGAAACUGAAGGAGCAGAUGCUCGACCAGGAGGAGCUUCUGGCAUCAUCCAGGGGUGACAGUGAGAAAGUGCAGUCGGAGCUCGGCAGGCUGCAGACAGAGAAUGAAUCUGCUAAAGCCGAGGUGAAGGAAGUCCUCCAGGCCCUGGAGGAGCUGGCAGUCAACUACGACCAGAAGAGCCUAGAGGUAGAGGAGAAGAGCGUGCAGAACAAGCUGUUGGCUGAAGAGCUUGCAAAAAAAAUGGCUCACCUCAUGGCUUUAGAGGCGGAGCUGUCCCGUAUCCAGGAAGUGAGCAGCCACCAAAGGAAACGCAUCGCGGAGAUUCUCAACGGCCUGAUGAGGGACCUGAGCGAGUUCAGCACUAUCGUUGGAAACAGAGACAUCAAGCUGCCCAUGGAGAUUACUGGUGUGAUCGAGGAGGAGUUCACAGUGGCUCGCCUCUACAUCAGCAAGAUAAAGUCAGAGGUGAAGUCGAUGGUGAAGCGCUGCCGCCACCUGGAAAACCUUCAGACGGAGUGUCACCGCAAGAUGGAGGAGACAGGCAGAGAGCUGUCCUCAUGUCACCUCCUUGUUUCACAGCAUGAGGCAAAGAUCCGCUCUUUAACAGAGUACAUGCAGAAUGUGGAGCUGAAGAAGAGACACCUGGAGGACAGCUAUGACUCUCUGAGCGAGGAGCUGGCCAAACUCCAAGCUCAAGAGAGCAUGUCACAGAUGACCAGAGGGGAGAACCACACAUCUGUCCAGGAUUCCUAUGAUAUAAAGAGGGCUCUGGAGCAGCAGAUGGAGUCACACCGUGAGGCGCACAGCAAACAGCUUGGCCGCCUGCGAGACGAGAUCAAUGAGAAGCAGAAGAUCAUCGACGACUUAACUGAUUGUAACCAGAAGCAGCAUCUGGAGUUGAAGCAACUGCACUGUGACUUUGAACGUCUCAAGUGCCAAGAGCAUCACAAGAGCCGGCAGCUGGAGGAACUGACAUUUCUUCAUGAGCGCCAUGAGCAGUCAAAGCAGGACCUCAAAGGGCUGGAAGAGACUGUUGCUCGUGAGCUCCACACCCUGCACAACCUCCGCAAGCUUUUUGUUCAAGACCUCACGACUCGAGUUAGAAAAAGUGCAGGGAUGGACCCUGAUGAUAGCGGCGGAUAUAUCACCCAGAAACAGAAGAUUUCCUUUCUUGAAAACAACCUGGACCAGCUUACAAAAGUUCACAAGCAGCUGGUGCGUGACAAUGCAGAUCUUCGCUGUGAGCUUCCAAAACUGGAGAAACGUCUUCGGUCUACAGCUGAGCGAGUUAAGGCGCUGGAGGGUGCGCUGAAGGAGGCGAAGGAAGGAGCCAUGAAGGACCGCCACCGCUACCAGCAGGAAGUGGAGCGCAUCAAAGAUGUGAUGAGGACUCGCAAUCCGUUUCGCCGGCCACAUGCUGCACAGAUAGCCAAGCCUGUGCGUCCUGGCCACUACCCAGCCUGCUCCCCAACCAACCCCUUCUUCAUCCGAGGCUACAGCGAUCACCCCGUUGCCUUCUGCAAAGCUGGUUUCCACAACAGCAACAACCAAGAAGCAGCUGCUCCAGCUGCUCCAGCUGCUUCUGCUGCUCCUGCUGCUCCUUCUGCUCCUGUAACUCCAGAGAGUGAGCCCUGGUUACCCGAAGCCAACUCCAACCAGAACAGCCCCACCAAACACCACGACUCCCAAACCAACGAUUCACACAACAGCGACGCUCAGGACAACAUCCUUCCAGCUGAACCCCUGAGCCAAGCAGACAAGAGCACCGCAGAGAUGCUUGAUUCGGAAAAUGGAAACACCACAGAUAUCAAUGACAACAGGACCCAGCCAAACUCUACAGCCUGCAACCAGAGGCUUCAGCCAGCUAAUAGUCCUGAGCAGACGUUUUUCUCUGAGCCCUCCUCUAUAAAUCUGCAUGCAGCUGAUCACUGUCCUCCCAGCCUCUCUUUCCUCUCCCAUCCUCACCUGUUGUAAACAGACAUCUAUCUCUCCCCUGUUUCCCUUUUCCUCCCCCUGCUUGAUCCUCUUCAAUCCCUUCUCCUUCCUGUUUAAUGAUGUCGGGUGUAUGUGGGUAUUGGUGAGAUUCAUGGAAAGCACGGCAUUUCACAUUUGUGAACUGGCAGCUUACACCCAUAUUGCUACACACCCUCCCCCAUGAAUACAAAGGGACCACAAAUAGAAAGGUGGGGAAGUGAAGGUGUGUCGUGCUGUAGUUAACCACUAGGGUGUGGUGUUUGUCUCAAUGAGAGGACAUAAAAACCAGUACAUUCACCAGUAAGAUGAGGUUAGUCUUUAUCAUUAUCAUUAUUAUUACGAUUAAACUUAUGUAUGGAUCUGAAAACUCCAAGUAAAACACUGUUAAGCAACAUGAAAGCGGUGUGAACCUCGAGCUCAGUUUACUAAUAUUUAUACUUAUACUGACUGUGCAUGUUGAUUUGCAAUGUUGGUCUUCAGAUUUUCUCGGAAAAUACAUGACAGAGGAAGAGAGCUACUGAGGCAACAUUAUCAUGAAAUGUUUAAGUCUAAACACCAGUGCAGGAGAAGCGCUGUCAGUCAAUGUAAAUGGGAAAAUCAGCCUUAAAAAUGACACGUGUUUACAGAAUAAUUAGGCAUUAUUUAGCUGGCAAUACUUAGCUGGCAUUAUUAAGUAUUUUUGUUAAUGUAAAUAAAUCUCAUGAAAAGACCAAAACCAUCAAUGCAUUCCUCUGUCUCUCAGUAUUUUCCGACUUGCCCAGCCUUGCCUGUGGCUCUCAGUCUGAAGCCAACUGAAGAUGUACGUUUUAAAAACAGACCUUGAAUAUAUUAUUUGUUUUUAAAAAGUCUCAGUAAUUUGUGUUGGGGAAUAUUUUCAGCUGUGGAUUAUAUGAUUAUAUAAAAAAUAAGGCAUCCAUUGCAGUAGUGUGACUCAUUGAUGUGUUUUUGAAAACAAUGGCGGUCAUUGGAAUGGAGGACUAAGCUAUUAUAUAUCAGGCUUUAAUACUAUACCUGCAGUACUUCACAAUAAGAAAAAGACUCCUUUUAAGUGAGUUUUGAAACUUCAAUCCAGUUUCAAUUCAAACUGAAAGCAACAUUUAAGCUAAUUGCAAUAUGAAUUUUUAGAAACAGUGUCAAUAGUCAUAGCAACAAUAUAGUCUAUAAUGUUUUAUGUCAUGUAGGCUGCUGUUGCCAUGUAGGUAGACCAACGCAGACUUAACUAUAAUACACAUAUUGCAGCAGUUGAAACAUGGCCAAGCAUUAAUUUAGACACAAGAUGAUUUCUCAUAUUUGACCUGUUUUUUACUCAAAUUAAACAAAGGUAAAUUAAGCUUAUAUACACAUAGUACGAUAUAUAACUUGUCAAGACUUUUCAAGACACAACAGUUUUGUAUUUUGGUACCCUUGGAGGAUAUAUAUUUUUUCUUGUUAGAUUAAGAGGGAUAAUAAACCAAAUAACCCCUAUAUCCACAUACCAGACAGUAGCCACCUCUAGCAAGUUCACACUUUUUGUAAAAACCUCACCUUAAAUCUUAAAGCUUCAGAUUGUUCUGGCAGUAGCACUAUCUUACAAAGAGCAGGAAGAACCAAGUGGCAAAUGAGGAAGUUGGUUAGUGAAUUGUUUAAAAUAAAACACUGAAAUAUUCAGUGGUUAAGUCACCCCAUGUCUGACCUUUGCUACACUGCACUGGUCUGAAAAGAAAUGUCAUAUGAUCCAUGAAGGGAAGUCUAAAACACAUGGUUCCUGAUUGUUUAAAAAAAAAAAAAAAAAACCUGACUGUGUUGUUGUAGAGAGACUUUUAAACUGUAAAUUAUCCCUACAAAAGCUGCCUGUGAGGGAUCGUCUGUGAGAUAUUCAGUCAUUGUCAUGUCAACCAAAAGCAUGGCAGAGUGAAAAAAAAGAACUGUGUAGCAACUAUUUUUAUACCACUAGUACUAGAAAUAUAUAUUAUUAUCAUUUACUCCAUUUUAAAUGUUAUUUAUUUGCUAUUUAUUCUUCAUUUAUAGCAGUUGUUGAAUGUGAAGCAUUUGCAUUUGUUUUGAUACAUAAAUAUAUCAUGUUGACAGUGUUUCUUACACUGCAGAAUACUUUGGAUUGUUUUGUCAUUGAAUGAAAAUGUGUGCAGCUGCUGUUCCAAUAUACAUUUGUUCAGGAGAUAACUAAUCUUACGGCUCUUUACGAACGACCUAAGAUUGAAACCAAAGCCCUGAUUGUAGUGAGUCACCUAAAGAGGAUCUUGCUCUACAAUAGUCUAUAUAGUUGUGAUGGAGACAUGAACCAAGGGUUACUGUAGGUUAUCAAGAGCUGAUACAGCCCUGUCUUAUCCCUCUGACACACACUUUAGAUAUAGUGCCUCAUCAGCCAAUGAGGUAUUUGACCUUUGACCAAAGUACAGAUACAUCCGGUAUUACUUAGGUGCAGUCUGAGCAGAUUGACUGACUACGCACACUGACAGUCAGUCAAUCCAAGCUGCCCAUUAAGCUCUCUCUGUUGAUCAGCCAGUCAGGAUGAGAGAGUCAAGGCUGGCACUGGACGGACUGUAUGUGUGUGUGUGCAUGUGCAUAUCUCUGUGUGUAUUUUGGGGAGAGAACAGGAGCUGUAUCUUUUUAGCAGAGUCUCCUACUCUUCGACUGUCUGUGAUCUUUUUAACAAAACAGAUCAGUAUCUGUUAGCUUUAGAUUACAGCCUGUAAGUGACAGUGUAAGCGUUGUGUACAGACGGGGUAUCAAUGAAAUACUUACUGGGUAGGUACGAGUAAAGCAGUAUAAUGCACACUAUAUUAAUAAUAAUAAGUACUUUAACAAUUUAAUCUCCCACACUAAAAAGAUAGUUAAUAUAAUAAUUUUCUAAAUAAAUGAUGGCAUUAUGAUACAACUGUGGCCCAAUUUCCCCUCUUAUACACAAAAUUGUUACCCCUGUUCUACCCUAACAUCUUGUCUUCCCCCUGUACUUCCUUCCACACAUUUGUCCCAUAUAAUUAUUCAGUAAGUAUUUAUUGAUACACUGUGUAUACUAAAUGUAUUACAUUGUAAAUUGAGCUGCAAUCUAAAGCGCUACCAACAGACCCACUCAUUAUAUUGAGACUUAUCAGAAAUACAUAAAGCACCUUAUCACAUUAUUUUCUUUAUGCUUUUCCUCUUUGCUGACUUCAACUUUCUCCAAAAGGUCAAAAAUGGUCAUUGAACUUGAGAAAAACGUUUACAUUAUCAUUGAUGUUGAGUGUUUUUACACAAACUAUAGAAAUCAUGAAUUGAAUGUGAAUGGUCCUUUUGUCAAUCUGCUGUUAAUCAUUGAAAGCCACAAAGAAAACAAUGACAUGAACUAUGGUUGUACAUUGAGCUGUAAAUGUUGGGAUGAUUGAGUGUAGAAUUUAUUUUCAGUCUUAUUGUUCUGUUUGUCUUACAGUAAUGGUAACCAAUCUGAAAAAAUACUCUGGCAAGGUAAAUAAUAUGUGACACUGUAGCCUAAAUAUGCAGAAAUAAAAAUAUGACAAGAAUGGUAGGGUGGUUUAAAAAAAAAAACAGAGGCAAAAUGUCUGUGUCUGUUUGUACAUUUAUGCGUUGGUUGGUUUGUUUAUAGCGUGUGAUUUAGUGCAUGCAGGACUUUCUUCUGUAGCUGCUGAGAAACGGUACUGUUAUCUCAUGAAACUCCUUACAAUAAAGAUGAUCCUGUGUAAAUAUCAUUAUUACACUGUCUUGUUAUUACUCUAUUACUCUAAUUACGUGACAUUUUUACU
Morone saxatilis (striped sea-bass) is the source of this 7461-nucleotide messenger RNA. RefSeq names its product kinesin family member 5A, b (gene kif5ab). Gene Ontology annotation, biological process: microtubule-based movement; mitotic spindle organization. Bases 395 to 3724 code for a protein of 1109 amino acids. NCBI's taxonomy places the organism in Eukaryota, Metazoa, Chordata, Actinopteri, Moronidae. Gene Ontology annotation, molecular function: microtubule motor activity; microtubule binding; ATP binding. The record is from RefSeq and is a predicted model, not a curated record. The transcript has 29 exons.